GAGUGGUCCUAUUAGUCUCUCUGAUACGCUCAAAGGAGCCCAAUAAUAUACCAGGAGGUUCCCCUGUUAGUUAGUCGACUAGAAGCUGAAGAGUAGGGGCUUCACCAUGGACCUGUACACAGCAGCCGUCCUCCUGGGAGCCCUGCUCUGCACUGUUAGCAGCACUGAGGUAGACAACUAUGUCAAAACUGAGGGGGCGUGGAUCCUGGCGCUGCAGAAAAGGCAGUAUUCAGUAAACACUGUGGCCGACUGCGCCAUCAAAUGUAAUAGUGAGACCUCCUUCACAUGCAGGUCUUUCAUAUAUGUUGAAAAGGACCAAGAGUGUUGGACAGCUGCCGCAAACACCAAAUCAGAGACCAUCCUGCGAAGAAGCAGCACAGUCCUAUAUGAAAAAAAGCUGUACCUGCUGGAAUGUGUCAAUGGAAUAGGAAGUGAUUACAGAGGAACAAAGAACGAAACUAAAACAGGAAAGACCUGCCAGUCAUGGAAUUCUGUGUUUCCACAUAGGCCAAACAUCACGCCACAGACGCACCCACUAGCAGACCUCGAGUCCAACUUCUGCAGAAACCCUGAUGGAGACGGUGGAGGACCUUGGUGUUACACCACAGACGCCAACACGCGAUGGGAACACUGUGGCGUUGCCGACUGCACCGAGGAGUGUAUACACUGCAGUGGUGAGGACUACAGAGGAAAAACCUCCACCACAGAAAAUGGCUUCACCUGCCAACGCUGGGACUCCCAGAAACCUCACAACCACGGAUACAUCCCCAGCGCUCUUCCAGAGAAGUUUCUGGAACACAAUUAUUGCAGAAACCCUGAUGGAGACCCCCGGCCGUGGUGCUUCACCACCAGCAUAUCCAAGCGAUGGGACUUCUGCUCCAUUCCUCGUUGCACUUCAGAACCUCCCACCAUCGUCCCAGAGCUGAGCUGUGCCACCGGAGAAGGCGGAGCGUACCGAGGAACAGUUGCAGUGACAGAAUCUGGGAAAACGUGCCAGAGCUGGUCGUCUCAGACGCCAAACAAACACAACCGCACCCCAGAGAACUACCCCUGCAAAGGGCUAGACAGCAACUACUGUCGUAAUCCUGACAACGAGAGGAGGCCCUGGUGCUACACCACCGACCCAAACACCCGCUGGGAGUACUGCAGCGUGCCGAGCUGUGGGAAUGCAGAGCGGCCAGGUGACCCAGUGAUCCCCCCCGAGGAGGAGGACUGUUAUGAAGACAACGGGUCCAGUUACCGCGGCAUAACAUCGAAGACCAUCAGUGGAAAGAAAUGUCAGUUCUGGAGCUCCAUGUCUCCACACAGCCAUCAAAAAACUCAAGAUCGAUUCCCCACAGCGGACCUCAGGCUGAACCUGUGCAGGAACCCUGACGGAGACAAGGCUCCUUGGUGUUACACCACCGAUCCCUCUGUGCGCUGGGAGUACUGCAACGUGGCCAAGUGUACCCCCAAACUCCCAGCAGCAGCAGCACCAACCUCCAGGCCUUCUGUCAACCAGGACCCUUCCCCCAGCGCUCAGGCCUCAGCAGAGCCAGGUAAACCAGCUGCGACCACACAGACACUUAGCCUCAUUCCUUAUUCGCUUGUGUUUCUGUCUCUGUCAGACUGUAGGAUUGGAACUGGAGUCACGUACAGAGGCCCAACAUCCAUCACCGCCUCAGGGGUGACGUGCCAGGCCUGGAGUUCUCAGACUCCUCACCAACACAACAGCUUCACCCCAAUUAGUCACCCUGACAAGGGCCUUGAAGGCAACAACUGCAGGAACCCAGACGGUGACGUCAACGGACCCUGGUGCUACACCACCGACAGAAACAAGAAAUGGGAGCACUGUGACAUCCCAGAAUGUGCUCAGUUGGCUUGUGGGACACCAGCUAUCAAACCGAAGCGUUGCUUUGGUCGUAUUGUGGGAGGCUGCGUGUCUAAACCUUAUUCGUGGCCCUGGCAAAUCAGCCUCCGGACCGAUACAGGAAUCCAUUUCUGUGGAGGAACUCUGAUUCACCCUCAGUGGGUCCUGACUGCUGCACACUGCCUGGAGAGGUCCAAGAGGCCUUCAGCCUACAAGGUGCUGCUGGGUGUUUACACAGAGAGAGCCAAUGAGCCGUCCAAACAGGAGAAGAGACUGGUGAAGCUGGUGCUGGGACCCAAUGGAGCUGACAUUGCUCUGCUCAAACUGGAGAGCCCAGCGGUUCUAAAUGAAAAAGUCCAUCCAGCCUGUCUGCCCGACAAAGACUACAUUGUUCCCGCUGGCACAGAGUGUUAUGUGACAGGAUGGGGUGAAACUCAGGGGACGGGAGGGGACGGCAACCUGAAGGAAGCUGGCUUCCCUGUGAUCGAGAACAAGGUGUGUAACCGCCCGUCCUACCUGAACGGCAGAGUCAAGGACCACGAGAUGUGCGCCGGGAACAUCGAGGGCGGCACCGACAGCUGCCAGGGCGACAGUGGAGGCCCCCUGGUGUGUUACGCCCAGAACAGAUACAUCCUGCAGGGGGUCACGUCCUGGGGCUUAGGAUGUGCUAAUGCCAUGAAGCCUGGAGUCUACGCCCGAGUCUCCAAGUUCGUUGACUGGAUCGACACAAACAUUAAAUCAAAUUAAACACCCAACUUCAGCAAAUGUGGAGUUGCCCUAUGCUUUGGAAAGACAGUUCAAGUGCUGUUGUCACACGUCAGUGUGAUGGAAUGCUCUGUGUGAUGUGAUGGAAACAAGGAGCCCAGAUCCACCUGGGUUUACAGUGUCCUCACCUGUACAAGGAAGUGCUGCGUUACAAUCUGUCAUUACUUGUUCAACACAUCAAAUAAGUAAAUAAAUGAAUCUCACCUACAUGAAGUACUGGCA
Messenger RNA from Betta splendens (Siamese fighting fish), 2836 nucleotides. RefSeq names its product plasminogen (gene plg). The record is from RefSeq and is a predicted model, not a curated record. NCBI's taxonomy places the organism in Eukaryota, Metazoa, Chordata, Actinopteri, Anabantiformes, Osphronemidae. Gene Ontology annotation, molecular function: serine-type endopeptidase activity; signaling receptor binding. The coding region runs from base 107 to 2596 and encodes 829 amino acids. Gene Ontology annotation, biological process: proteolysis. Gene Ontology annotation, cellular component: extrinsic component of plasma membrane. The transcript is spliced from 18 exons.